Messenger RNA from Kockovaella imperatae, 3340 nucleotides. Its product is annotated as Sec8 exocyst complex component-specific domain-domain-containing protein. The record is from RefSeq and is a predicted model, not a curated record. NCBI's taxonomy places the organism in Eukaryota, Fungi, Basidiomycota, Tremellomycetes, Tremellales, Cuniculitremaceae. Gene Ontology annotation, biological process: exocytosis; Golgi to plasma membrane transport. Gene Ontology annotation, cellular component: exocyst. The transcript is spliced from 17 exons. The coding region runs from base 33 to 3287 and encodes 1084 amino acids.
CAACUUGCCAUCUCACCACUCACCCUGUCGGUAUGGCUGCUCCACCUCCUGAUGAGCGGUGGAAGCAGCCGCUGCCAGCUUCGAGCUCAAGUCCUGCUCGUCCCGCUCGUUCUCGCAUGCGCGACCCCGGUUACAGCGAGGACACAGAACCCUCUCAGCGUCGACGCGCAGGAGCCUCGUCCGAGGUCCAAUCAUUUGCAGACCCUUUUGCAUUUGAUCGCACACAGAGAUCCCAGAUGAGGUCUCAGGCAUCAGUAUCGGACACAGUGCAAAAGUCGACCAUCGCGCCUUCAGACAAGUUGCGGAAUGCUGUCGGUGCGUUCAUGACCGCAGCUCGGACAGCAGAACCACAACGGCCCACCAAGAACAGGGCACGACAGGCUAAGAGAGAGCCUUGGGAAUUUGCAGACGAGGACAGCAAGUACGGCGAGAUCGAUGGCGUUCUCCGCAAAAUCCAGCAGACAUGGCCAUUCGUCCUGGAGAGUGACUUUUCACCCUCAACGUUAGCUCUAUCGCUCCUCGCCGAGACGGAUGGUACAGCCCGAUCUCCUCUCAGAGCCUUCCUCAAGGUUCACGAUGAAUUAUCCAUGGCGCUUCAAAGCGCUGUGCAGUCUCAUUUUCAAACAUUUGCGGCUUCGCUUCCUUCACAUUCCGCGUUCCUGUCAACCCUGAUCAGAGCGCAAGAACAGGCCAAGAAUUCGAAGAUUGCCUUGAGGGAAGCUAGGGAGGGGUUUGCCGGUCGAGGCAAAAGCGAACUGGCCAGCAUUAAGUCUAGAGAGAAGACUGUCAGGGACAUGUUAUCCCUUCUAGACGUCGUAGACGCGCUCCGCCUGAUUCCAGAUCAGCUCGAAUCUCUAGUCGGAGAAAAGCGAUACCUUGAAGCAGCGAGAUUACUCAUGAAAAAUGUCAAAACAAGCCGACGCAAAGAUCUGUUAGAUAUCGGGGCUUUGUCGGACCUGAGGGUGUACUUUGCGUCGCAGGAGACGACCCUCGCGGAGAUAGCUGUCGAGGAACUUCAAAAUCAUCUGUACCUUAAAGGUUUCACUAGCGAAUCAAGGUGGCACGCCUAUGGGGACGGCCUAUCUGUCGAUGGCCACAAUGACAGGGACUUCUUUGCGGCAUAUGUUCGCUCAAUUGCGAUGAAAACGCAGAUGGAAGUAGAAUCACACAGUCUCAAGUCAUUGGCUGGGGACAGCGCAUUCGAGGCUGAUCUCGAGUCCUUUGACGCCAUGGGAAGUCUCUUGGAAACUCUCAGUGUUCUCGGAAAACUGGAGAGCUCAAUCGAGACAAUCGUACAGCGAGCACCAGGAGAGCUGCACAACUUGGUGGACACUACUUUAGAAGAGGUCGAGGAAAGAGCUCAGCACAGGCAUGAGCAAUCCGCUGUAAGGAGCGCCUCUCACAUUACUUCUCGUCCACGGAAUUCCGACUUCCGCUCCUCGUUGGAUGGACUGGCAAGACAACAAGACAUCGUAACGUUGCGAGACCUGUUCUGGACUCUUUAUUCUAAAAUGAAUGCUGUGCUUGAGGGAUACAGAGUCGCAUACGAAGUUUGUCGUUGGAUUGCAGCGAGGCGAGAGGUGCAAUCCGAGACGAGGACGAGUACUUCCGAUGUGCCAGUUCGAGACCUUUGGAGACCUCUCCACCAAGAAGUUCAAAAAUUGCUCGAGAGCUACCUCUCUGAUGCGGUGACGGGCUCAGACUCUACGCAGCCGUCUACAGCAGUAAACGAUGUGCUUAGGGUCGGGCUUAAUCGUGACCGGCAAAAGUCUCUCUUCAAGUUCACAGAUACCGAUUCCCGCAUGGUGUCGAAAGAUGCUCGAGUCAUCGACAACAACCUCCAAGAAGCGCUUAAAAGCUUUGCGCCUGGUCUCAUCAAUAUUCAGGUGUCUGGAGAUCUGAACGCUGAAUUGGAGGACGGCUUCGCCACACGGGUGACUCACCGGAGACUUGUCCCUGCAAAUCCCUUCAAUGUCUCCACCUUAUUCCAACCGACACUUUCCUUUAUCGAGCGCGCGUGCGCUGCGGUUCCUCCUGAAUUCGACGAAGAGCCUCGGAGUAUUGGUGGCAUACUGGAGGAAUUCGUCAUUAAAGUCUUCCUGCCUCGGUUAGACGAACAAGUGUCCAUGGCUUUUCAAAAUGCGAUAUCAGGUACCGACAGUCUAGAGGUGGAUGACACAUCUGUCGAGAGACCGCCGCAGAGAUCCAGUGUUCGAGUUCUGGCCUUGAUCCACAAUCUCUGCGAUUUGUUGGAUAGCACGCCAUUUCAUCGGGAGAAUUACAGUCGCUUAAUUGUUGGUGUUAUUGUGCAAUUCUAUCAAGAGUGCAGCACACAAUUCAAAGACAUCGUCCAACUGGUGGGAAGGGGACUGGAGCAAAUGGCACUGCCCGCGCUGUGGGCGCAACGUGAAGAAGUCACAACGUGCUUGACAGAGAUCCGCGCAGCUAAAUCAUUCGCACUGGAAGGGCCGCUGCAGCGAGAACUCAAGAUCGAAAACGAACUUUUGGGAAACGAUGUCAUCACGGAAAACCGACUGAUCGGGUCCACUCGCAAAUUUGAGGAUCUGUGCUCUCUAGCCCAGAGCUUGCGCUGGUUUAUGGAGGCCCUACUGGAUCUCCAGGAAUCAACCCCAAGAGGCAGUGCCCGACUUCCUUUGACCCAAGCGAUGUCGCAGCGUUUCGAUGCGAUCAUCCUGACGUACGAGCAGUUGACCGAGAUGGUGAUGAACGCAUGCAGAAUCGAGCUUCGGGGCAGAGUAAGAUGUAACUUAGGCGCUUUCCUUCGAAAGGGCGAAUUCUGGCUGGAAAGCGAAGCGCUUGAGCCCGAUCCGGACGUGACUGAUCUGUGCAAGUGCCUGGUUCGAUGCGUAGAGAUUACUGGUAAGACUCUAGAACCAUCGGAUGCCGAAUUUGCUGUGCGAGGACUUGGUCAACUGGCCAAUCAUCUCUUCAUUGCGUCCGCAGGCUCGAUAGGCGUGGUCAAUCCCGCUGGUGUAUCGAAGAUACAAAGGAACAUCAAGGCGCUGCAACAGACCCUCAGGAGCUCGGUGGAGACGGGCGAUGCCUGUCUUCUGACCAGAUCGUGGGAGUACUGGACAUUGUACGAGCGGGGACCGAAGGCCAUGAUGAACGAGCUCCGAAAAAGCAAGCCCCUGUACACAUUUGAGGACUACAAGAAUAUGCUUGAACUGCAAUGCAGAACCGAGCUUGAAGAAGCACCUUCUGCAGCACUCAAUUCGUAUUUGAUAGACUUGCACGCGCUUUCUAUGGAGGUACACGAAUGGUAAAAUAUUAGAGAUGCAGAUGCGUUCUGUCGCACGCAUGUAUUUAUAAGCCCUUU